This is a messenger RNA of Perca fluviatilis (European perch), 2442 nucleotides long. It is a transcript of the gene napgb, whose product is annotated as N-ethylmaleimide-sensitive factor attachment protein, gamma b. Bases 134 to 1069 code for a protein of 311 amino acids. Lineage: Eukaryota; Metazoa; Chordata; Actinopteri; Perciformes; Percidae. Gene Ontology annotation, molecular function: syntaxin binding; soluble NSF attachment protein activity. The record is from RefSeq and is a predicted model, not a curated record. Gene Ontology annotation, biological process: intracellular protein transport. Gene Ontology annotation, cellular component: vacuolar membrane; SNARE complex. The transcript has 12 exons.
GGCACCCGUAGCCUGCGACAUCGGAUGACGUUCCACCCGAGAAGGAGUUCUGUAAUCCAAACAUCGACGAAACCUCAUCCAUAGCUAUUUAUCGAUAACAAAUUCGUUAUACCUCAUCAAGUAAAUUAACAGCAUGGCUGCUCAGAAAAUUAACGAAGCUCAUGAGCACAUAGCUAAGGCUGAAAAAUGCUUAAAGACAGGUCUGACAAAGUGGAAGCCUGAUUUUGACAGUGCUGCGUCAGAAUACGCCAAAGCAGCUGUGUGCUUCAAGAAUGCGAAGCAGUACGAGCAAGCGAAAGAUGCUUACCUCAAGGAAGCUGAAUAUCACACAGAAAACAAGACGCUUUUUCAUGCUGCAAAGGCUAUUGAACAGGCGGGUAUGAUGAUGAAGGAACAAAAGAAGAUGCCAGAGGCCAUCCAGUACAUAGAGAAAGCCUGUAUGAUGUACAUGGAGAAUGGGACUCCUGACACUGCCGCCAUGGCUCUGGACCGGGCUGGAAAACUGAUAGAGCCUUUAAAUCUAGAGAAAGCUGUGGACCUGUAUCAGAAGGCAGCUGGCGUGUUUGAGAAUGAGGACCGCCUGCGUCAGGCAGUUGAACUGCUGGGGAAAGCCUCCAGACUUCUGGUCAGGCUAAGAAGGUUGGAUGAAGCAUCAGUCGCGCUGCAGAAAGAGAAGAACAUGUACAAAGAGAUUGAGAACUUCCCCAUGUGCUUCAAGAAAACAACUGCUCAAGUGCUGGUUCAUCUUCACAGAGGGGACUUCGUAGCAGCUGAUAAAUGUGUCAGAGAAAGUUACAGUUUGCCAGGCUACAGUGGAAGCGAAGAUAGCGUUGCCAUGGAGACACUACUGCAGGGCUACGACGAGCAGGACGAGGACCAGGUCUACCGUGUGUGCAACUCACCUUUACUGAAGUACAUGGACAAUGACUACGCCAAGCUGGCCAUUUCCCUGAGGGUACCUGGAGGAGGAGGAAAGAAGAAGAAGGCUGCUGCUGCUCCACAAGGCGGUGCUAGUGGGGCGCCAGCUGCCGCCGAGGAUGAGGAUGAUUAUGAGGGAGGGCUGUGUUAGCCUGGAGCCUCCAGAGUGCCAACACUACCCAUCUGCUGCUCCACCACCACACCCUCUGUGUACAAGUUAAAAACCUUGACAAAUUCUUUGAGCUCUGAAGCCCAGAUGUGUGGCUGUUUAGUGUGCAAGAAAGAAGAAAAAAGCUACUUAAAAAAACCAACAGUUGGGGUUGCAGAGGAGUCGACCCAAGUUUAAGCAGCCUUUUUAAUUUGUGUUUCCUUGAGGUGGAUCCUCAGUGUAAUGAAAAAUCUUCGAUGUUCAAUAAUGAAUGGAAGCCUGUUGUAUGUAAAUGUUCAAUUACUUCUUGUCUCGUGAAGCUGUACAUUUUGCUCUUGUCGUUGAGUCCUAAGAGUGCUAUAGGUAUAAUCAGAAAUACUCUAAAUAUGUUUGAGUUUGUCAGUGUAUAGGUGUUUAUUUGUACAGAGUUAAAUUAUUCAGUAUUCAUGGCUGCAGCCUUUUGAAAAUGUUACCGGAACAAUAUGCAAUCAGUGUGUAAAUGCAUGUUUGGAAUAAUGCAAUGGUAAAUCAAAGCGCUUAUUCAAGUUAUCAAGAAAAAGUACAAUUCAUGAUGGCGCAGCUUGUAGCCAAUUGAAGAGAGUGUGUGUGUGUGUGUGUGUGUGUGUGUGUGUGUGUGUGUGUGUGUGUGUGUGUGUGUGUGUGUGUGUGUGUGUGUGUGUGUGUGUGUGUGUGUGUGUGUGUGUGUGUGUGUGUGUGUGUGUGUGUGUGUGUGUGUGUGUGUGUGUGUGUGUUCCACCUUAAACUAAACAAAUAGUCAUGGCUGUGUCUUUAUUUCCAAUUCCCCCUAUUAAUUUCCUCUUUAAAGCUGAAUUAGUGCAUUUAUGAUUUAGCUCAUCGCUCAUACCGUAAAUGCGAGAAGCACUAUUAGGGACAAUAUCAUUUACAUGCUAAUUAAAAUUAUUUGGAUACCACAUAACUAAAGGUGAUAAAGGGAUUGUUAACAUUUUUUAUUUGUGCUGUUGCCCACUUCUUGUAUUUUCCUCAAGAGCAUAUCUCAAAACGUUGCACAUGCAUCAGUAAACAUUUCCAUUGUGUGGCAUUUUAUGGUUUCUGUGCAUUUUCUUAAAUGAGUUAGUGGACAGAUUUUCCAUCUUAGUGAACAGCGGCUGCAGAUGUCUGGCCCAAAAUGGCCUCUGACAGACAUGUAAUGACUGUGUAGCCUCCCAAGACCUAUUUAGCUUUAAUGAGGCUAAUGCUCUUCCUGUUAAGCGAUAUUUAAUGCAUACACAUUCAUGCUACUUUUGUGAUGCCCUCUCAUUAUCUGUGAUGCUUCCGUGCAUUAGCAAGAUCAAGACUGGACUUGAGUGUACGUACAUAAACUUUGCCAUUGGUGAAAAUAAAAAUGAUAAACUGUU